AUGUCUUUCGGAAAUUUAAGUAAUUUCGAUCAUAACACGCAAACUUGGAAGACUUGGAGAUGCAGACUCACACAGUGGUUCAUCGCGAACGAUAUUAACGUGGUGAAAGAUCCAGCAGGAGUCAAAAGACGGGCCAUAUUGCUUAGCACACUCAGCGAAUCUACCUACAAACUGGCAGCUGAUCUCGUGCUGCCUAAAGAAGUUCAAGAAGUAUCAUACGAAGAUAUAGUUAGUGCCUUGGACAACCAUUUCACUCCAAAGUCAGUGGGAUUUGGCGAGCGUCAUCAUUUUUAUGCCGCCACACAACUACCCCAGGAGACACCAUCACAGUGGGCUGCGAGGUUACGAGGUCUCACUUCUCAGUGUAACUUCAGCAAUGUAGAAGAAACAUUAAGAGAUCGAUUCAUUAUGGGUAUGUUGCCGGGCGUGGAGAAAGAAAAAAUGUACGUGCAGGAGCUGGCCGGGCUGACCUUCGCCAGGGCUGUGGAGCUGACCGAGAGCUUGCGCAGCGCCCGCGCGGCUGCUGCUGCAAGCGCUGCUGCCGAGACUGUCGUUACAGAGCUGUACAAAAUAGGCAAACGUUCUCCGACUAGUGUACCUCAAUGUGCAAAAGUAAAGUGUUCCGUGUGUGGUUAUUCGAAUCACAAAGCCGCGGAGUGUCGUUUUGCGAGUUACACUUGUAGGAAGUGCAACAAAAAAGGACAUUUGCGUAGAAUGUGCAAAAGAAUCAAUUAUGUUGUAACGGAGGAGAACGAUGAAGGUGACGGUGACGACGGUAAAAUUUGUAACAUUCGAUCUUUGCGAGGUGAACCAUUAAUCGAAGCCGUGUGUGUCAAUGGUAUCAGAAUGAACUUUGAGAUUGAUAGUGGGUCAGCUGUUACCGUUAUGUCCGUAGAUACAUAUAACGAACAUUUUAAAAACAUUCCCUUAUUUAGCACAAAUAAGAAGUUAUUAAGUUACUCGGGUGACGUGUUAGGUUGCGCCGGUCGCGCUCAGGUGUUAGUGGAGUGGCGGGGUCGCACGCGCCAGCUCGACGUGUACGUGGUGCGCGAUGGCGGACCGCCUUUACUGGGCCGCGACUUCAUCGCACAAUUUGAACUGCAGCUAGCGCCCGUAUAUAAAUGUGCCACUACCCGUGACACGUUGAAAUUAAUACAGGAACAAUAUCCCGCCGUGUUCUCGGACAAGCUAGUGGGACUGGGAGUACUCCGACCAGUCGAGCAUUCCGACUGCGCGUCACCAAUAGUUCCGGUACUGAAACGUGACGGUUCGGUCCGUAUCUGCGCGGACUACUCUGUCACUAUAAACAAGCAGUUAGUUGUGGAACAGUAUCCGUUGCCUACCGUAAACGAGUUGUUUUCUAAACUAUACGGGGGCCAGAAGUUUACUAAAUUAGAUUUGUCUAUGGCCUACGGACAGUUUUGUCUGGAUGAAGAAUCCCAAAAGUUAACUUGUAUCAAUACGCAUAAAGGGAUCUUCGCGUAUACGCGUUUGGUGUUCGGGUUAGCUAGUGGGCCAUCAAUUUUCCAGCGAGCCAUGGAUACAGUGCUAGCGGGCCUGGACGGCACGCUGUGUUUAUUGGACGAUGUGCUCAUAACGGGUCGCAAUGACUCUGAACAUCUUGAGAGACUGCAUCAGGUCCUACAACGGUUGCAAGACGCAGGAUUUGUUCUACAAAAGUCUAAAUGUCAGUUCUUUCAAGAUGAGAUUAAUUAUUUAGGGUCUACCAUUAAUAAAGAGGGGCUAAGGAAAUCACCCGAUAAAGUGGAAGCAAUAUUAAAGGCCUCGGCGCCUACGAAUGUUAGUCAACUACGAUCUUUCUUAGGCUUAGUAAAUUAUUAUAGGAAUUUCGUACCGAAUGCAUCUUGUAUUCUCGGACCAUUAUACGAACUUUUAAAAAAAGAAACAAAGUGGCGUUGGUCUAAGUUACAUGAUAAGGCGUUUAAUGAAAUAAAGAAAAGGUUAGCAUCCGAUAAUGUAUUGGCCCAUUUUAAUCCUAAUGCAAAUAUAAUUCUCACUGUAGACGCGUCGCCCAAUGGAUUAGGUGCUAUUCUAUCACAGCUACGACCGACUCCGCCGCGCACUCCGGUGUGCCCGUGGGAAUACCCCCCACAACCCUUUUACCGUGUACACUUAGACUUUCUAGGUCCGCUGAAUGGUCGGAUCUACCUCGUCCUAGUAGACGCGUACUCCAAGUGGCUUGAGGUGUACGAGAUGGCUUCCACAACUACUAGUGCGGUCAUUGAAAGAAUGUAUGAGUACAUGUCCAGAUACGGAUUGCCUCAUACGAAACUCAGUUCACUCAACAACAGGAAUGUCUCCGGCACAGUUAGUGUUUGGUCGCAAAUUACGUUCACGUUUAGAUUUAAUGAACCCGCGUUCGCCACCGUCGCCUUCAUCUGCUUCGUUGACUGA
This is a messenger RNA of Bombyx mori (domestic silkworm), 2415 nucleotides long. RefSeq lists its product as uncharacterized. The coding region runs from base 1 to 2415 and encodes 804 amino acids. The record is from RefSeq and is a predicted model, not a curated record. Gene Ontology annotation, biological process: DNA integration. The transcript is spliced from 4 exons. Gene Ontology annotation, molecular function: zinc ion binding; nucleic acid binding. NCBI's taxonomy places the organism in Eukaryota, Metazoa, Arthropoda, Insecta, Lepidoptera, Bombycidae.